Phalaenopsis equestris is the source of this 2040-nucleotide messenger RNA. RefSeq names its product beta-amylase 2, chloroplastic. Bases 41 to 1477 code for a protein of 478 amino acids. Gene Ontology annotation, biological process: polysaccharide catabolic process. Gene Ontology annotation, molecular function: beta-amylase activity. Lineage: Eukaryota; Viridiplantae; Streptophyta; Magnoliopsida; Asparagales; Orchidaceae. The transcript is spliced from 9 exons. The record is from RefSeq and is a predicted model, not a curated record.
UCCUUCUGCCUACGAUGGCCAAUAUCGUCAAGGGGUGGUGAUGGGAGGAGAACGAUGUAAUGAGAAUUCUCCUCUUGUCGCUAGUUGCGUGGAAACCACUAACGAGAAACAGGUGAUUGAUCUUCCGCAGAAAAUGCCAGAGCGUGAUUUUGCAGGCACCCCUUAUGUCCCAGUAAAUGUCAUGUUGCCUCUUGGUGUCAUUAAUACAAAGUGUGAGCUGGUUGAUCCGGAAAGCCUAAUGAAGCAGUUAAGAAUUUUAAAAUCUAUCAAUAUCGACGGUGUUACUGUUGAUUGCUGGUGGGGAAUUGUCGAGGCACAUGCUCCACAGGAAUACAACUGGCAUGGCUAUAAGCGGCUUUUUCAGAUUGUCCGAGAGCUUAAACUUAAACUGCAGGUGGUUAUGUCAUUUCAUGAAUGCGGGGGCAACAUUGGUGAUGAUGUAUGCAUUCCUCUUCCUCACUGGGUAGCAGAAAUCGGUAGAAGCAAUCCUGAUAUCUUUUUCACGGAUAGAGAGGGACGGCGGAACCCUGAAUGUCUUUCAUGGGGAAUUGACAAGGAAAGGGUUUUAAGAGGCCGAACUGCACUUGAGGUAUACUUUGACUACAUGAGAAGCUUCCGAGUUGAAUUCGAUGAAUUAUUUGAGGAUGGAAUCAUCUCCGCUGUAGAAGUUGGAUUAGGGCCCUGUGGAGAGCUACGAUACCCAUCUCAUCCAGUCAAACAUGGCUGGAGAUAUCCUGGCAUUGGUGAAUUCCAGUGCUACGAUCAAUAUCUCAUAAAAAGUUUGAGAAAGGCGGCUGAAGCGAGAGGGCACUUGUUCUGGGCAAGGGGUCCAGAAAAUGCAGGGUCUUACAAUUCAAGGCCCCAAGAAACUGCAUUCUUUUGUGAUGGUGGUGAAUAUGAUGGCUACUAUGGCAGAUUUUUCCUUGGUUGGUAUUCACAGUUUCUUGUUGAUCAUGCUGACCAUGUACUAUCUUUGGCUAAAUUGGCUUUUGAAGGCACUUGUAUUGCUGCAAAGAUAUCUGGCGUGUACUGGUGGUAUAAAACAGCUAGUCAUGCUGCAGAAUUGGCUGCUGGUUUUUAUAACUCAUGCAACCGUGAUGGUUAUGCCUCAAUUGCGUCGAUCUUAAAGAGACAUUUUGUUACUUUGAACUUCCCAUGUACUGAAUUGCGUGCUGUGAAUCAGCAAACAGAUUUCACAGAAGCAUUGUUAGAUCCGGAUGGCUUGACCUGGCAGGUAUUGAAUGCUGCAUGGGAUGCUUGUAUACCUGUAGCAAGCGUGAAUUCUUUCCCUUCCUUUGAUAGGGACUGCUACAACAAAAUUUUAGAAAAUGCCAAGCCACCGAAUGAUCCGGAUGGAAGACACUUGUCAUCGUUCACUUACCUCAGGCUCAGUUCUGUCCUUAUGGAGGGAUGCAACUUUUCGGAGUUUGAGCGAUUUGUGAAGAGAAUGCAUGGCGAAGCUGUUCUUGAUCCGUAGUAGAAGUGGAUUGGGUAAUAAAUCGCCAUGAAUAUAUUCUUUUCUCCUCUUGGUCUGCUCUUGCAAGACUGAGUUGGCCUAUUUAUAGUUGUAGAUGUAGGAGAAACAAUAUUGACUGUAGGCUUAAUUCUGUAAUACAACCCCAAAUAGGAUAGCUAACCCUUCUAUUGUUAACACCAUCUCAAAGCCAGAAGCAGGAACUCUUAUAAAACGCAGUGCAGAACUCUUCCCUUUAGUAUACUACAUUUAAUAUCUCAUGAUUUUGCUCUGCUAUUUUUAUUCAAAAGAGCAAUUACUAAAUAUUGUUAUGAAGAAAUUGGCCACAGUUGAAGGCGUGGAAGUUCAAAUUGAGCUCUCGAUAAGAUGCCUGACAUCCAUCCAUCAGCAAGAGUAGAUAAUCUUUUGGUUUGUUAAUUGUGCAGUUUAAAUUAUUGUAAUUAUUAAUUCCUCCUAUUGCUUGUAUAAGAAAUACCUACAUUUUCUGUUGUAGUACAGUUUUCACAGGCCAUCUCUGAUUGUUGUAACUAUCUCUAAAUUUAAUAGUUUUGUCUGCUACAAUUUGC